Messenger RNA from Aegilops tauschii subsp. strangulata, 1506 nucleotides. RefSeq names its product aspartic proteinase nepenthesin-1-like. Gene Ontology annotation, molecular function: aspartic-type endopeptidase activity. The record is from RefSeq and is a predicted model, not a curated record. Gene Ontology annotation, cellular component: extracellular region. Lineage: Eukaryota; Viridiplantae; Streptophyta; Magnoliopsida; Poales; Poaceae. Gene Ontology annotation, biological process: proteolysis.
GCUCCAGACAUCGCGUGUGCAAAUGGCGUCGCUCGCUGUGCUCCUCCUGAUCCUUUCUGCAGCUCGGGCCUCCAAUGCCGCCGCCGUCCGCGUCGGGCUGACGCGCGUCCACUCCAACCCCGAUGUCUCCGCCACAGAGUUCGUGCGUGGCGCGCUGCGCCGGGACAUGCACCGGCACGCCCGGUUCGCCCGGGAACUCGCGUCGUCGGGCGGCCGCACCGUCGCCGCGCCAACCCGGAAGGACCUGCCGAACGGCGGGGAGUACAUCAUGACGCUGUCCAUCGGCACGCCGCCGCUGUCCUACCCGGCCAUCGCCGACACGGGCAGCGACCUCAUCUGGACGCAGUGCGCGCCCUGCGGCAGCCAGUGCUUCAAGCAGGCCGGGCAGCUGUACAACCCGUCGAGCUCCACCACGUUCGGCGUGCUCCCCUGCGCCAGCUCGGUGAGCAUGUGCGCCGCGCUGGCCGGGCCGAGCCCGCCGCCUGGGUGCUCCUGCAUGUACAACCAGACGUACGGCACGGGGUGGACGGCGGGCAUCCAGAGCGUGGAGACGUUCACGUUCGGCUCGACGCCCGCGGACCAGACCCGCGUCCCCGGCAUCGCCUUCGGCUGCAGCAACGCCAGCAGCGACGACUGGAACGGCUCAGCCGGCCUCGUCGGGCUGGGCAGGGGAAGCAUGUCGCUCGUCUCGCAGCUCGGCGCCGGCAUGUUCUCGUACUGCCUCACACCAUUCCAGGACGCCAACAGCACGAGCAUGCUCCUCCUCGGGCCGUCGGCGGCGCUCAACGGCACCGGGGUCCGCACGACGCCGUUUGUGGCCAGCCCAUCGAAGGCGCCCAUGAGCACGUACUACUACCUGAACCUGACGGGCAUAUCGGUCGGCACGACGGCUCUGUCCAUCCCUCCCAACGCGUUCGCCCUGAGGGCCGACGGCACCGGCGGGCUCAUCAUCGACUCCGGCACGACGAUCACGUCGCUUGUCGACGCGGCAUACCAGCAGGUCCGUGCCGCGAUCAAGUCCCUAGUGACGCUGCCGGUGGCCGACGGGUCGGACUCCACGGGGCUGGACCUGUGCUUCGCGCUGACGUCCGAGACGUCGACGCCGCCGAGCAUGCCGAGCAUGACGCUCCACUUCGACGGCGCGGACAUGGUGCUGCCGGUGGAGAACUACAUGAUCUUGGGCUCCGGGGUGUGGUGCCUGGCAAUGCGGAACCAGACCAUCGGCGCAAUGAGCACGCUCGGCAACUACCAGCAGCAGAACGUUCACCUACUCUACGACAUCCACAAGGAGACGCUGUCGUUCGCUCCCGCCAAAUGCAGCACGCUCUGAAGAGAAAUGUACAAAUAUGUGUGUACAUGCAUGUGUGCCUUCGUAGGUGUUUUUCAUCAGUUUUGUAUAGUUUCGAUUCUUUAUUCUUUUCUCCGGUUGAGUUCAGAGUGUAAAUUGUAUGCUUCAGAUUUAUUUGCGGGAAGGCUGCCUAGUGCCCGCCCGACAUAUAUAGGACA